AUGGAACCAUUCAAGGCCCUAGUCGUCUGGCCAUCGGCACCUCUCACAGACUUCUUGGUCCGCAAAUCUCUGUCGUCAUUAAAACCUCCUCCGACCGUUCUGACUUCUCUUCCCGAAGAUCUGCCCUCUUUUUCAGGCAACCUCCUGCAGUGGUCGACAUACGACGCGAUUCACCAUGACCUAACCCACUCAGCUCCUCCGAGCUUGAAAGUUCUUUCCUCCUCGUAUGUCAUUCGCAAGGCUCUCAUCCGCAAACACUACCUCGCGAGAUGCAUCUACAAUUAUCUCGUCAAGCACAAGGAGUCUGCCCUGGGAAUCGCUACGCCGAGGACGUGGGAUAUAGAACUGAGCUUUGCGGACGAACUGGACGAGAUGUGGAGCGAUGAUCUCUUCGACCUUGGACAAGAGCUGGACAAAGCUGGCAUGGCAGACCGAGGCAUGGGGAUCAGACUCUUCCACACAAAGGAGGAUUUGAUGAGAAUAUUCGAGGAGUUCGAGCAAGGUUCUGACGAUGAGGAGGCCGUUGAAGAGGAAAUCCGACAUGGUCCAGAUUCUGGCGUUAUGAUGUCCCAGCUUCGGCACUUCGUCAUCCAGGAAUAUUUAUUCAACCUCUUGGUCCUAGAUCCAGCAGAAGUCCCGCUGGAUGGAAAACCCAAACCAAAAUUACAGGACUUGCGCGGCCACAAAUUCCAUCUCCGUGUCUACUGUGUGGCCUCCGGCGCUGUGACUGUGUACAUGUACGACCGCAUCCUCGCGUUGUUCUCCGCCGUGCCGUAUAGCAACCCAUCUGAGGGCAAGGACAGUUCGACUAGCUCCUUCAUCAAUGAAUAUCUGGCGGCACAUUUGACGAACACUUCCUUGCAGACUGAGCGUGGCGAAGCGGGCGUGCGACUGCUAGAUGAGCUCAUUGGUUCUCACAUCCUGUCGUCAAGGCUUGGUGCGUCGGCGAUGCAACCCCAGCAGCAGCAGGUCCGCACGCGCCAGCCGAGACCUCCACGGGCGAUAGGACAGAUGAUGGACGUGGAGCAAAUCCGGGUUGCCAGGAAGAAGCAAGAUGAGCAGGCACAGCGUUCCGUAUUUACGGCGGAAGACAUUGAGGAUAUCAAGUCGCAAAUCUCGGAGGUCCUUGCUGAGACGUUCAAGGCUGCGUUAGACAUGAGUGUACACUUCCAGCCACUUCCCAACGCAUUCGAGCUAUACGGAGUGGACUUUCUCGUGACAAAUGUACCAUGUCCAUCUCUGCCGAAGUUCCAAGUGAACCUGCUGGAGGUCAACUCGGAACCUGCGAUCGAGCUGACCGGCCCGCGUCUUACGUGGAUCCUUGAGGAUCUUUUCCGCGCCAUCGGUAGAGUGUGCGUCGCGCCGUCUUUCGGCGCAUCACAGGUAGGUGAUGGGAAGUGGGAAGUGGGUCAGACGCGCGAGCUAUUGAGAAAAUGUCUGGAUAUGGAGGUCCGGGGAGCGCAAGGGUGCCUCACCAAAAUGGCCGCGAACACAUCCAACCUCGUCUUUGAUGACCUCUUCACGAUCAGCGCCGUCGACAAAGAGGGCAAGAAGUUCGACCGAGUGUCUCGCCUAUAUGCGCACUCGAAGAAUUACGAUAUGGACCUGACGCUGGACUAUAACAUUGAGCUAUACCCACUGCAAAAGGACGAGUCUUUCACGCUUGCACUGGCCUCGUCAUUAUCACGCGGUCAUCCAGGGACUAGUGGUGGGGCGGAGGACGACAAGGACAGGGAUGUUUGGCGGCCAGAUGGGAAGGGUCAGCGAGGGCUUGAGGAAGACUACGAUUAUGUGAUGUACGGCAAGGUGUAUAGAUUCGACAGUGGUGCACAGGAGAUUGUCACAGCAUAUGCAUCGUUCGGUGGUCUGCUCAUGUCCUUGACAGGAUCAUUCCGGCAUAUGACGAGCAUUGUUCUCGGCGACCCAAUGUAUAUACUCCUCCGGAAGUGAUGCUGUAUGUGUACAUUGCUCGUCAUCGUGUCUGUCGUCUGCUGGAAUGUGACACUCAAUCGCAUGCGCAC
Messenger RNA from Laetiporus sulphureus 93-53, 2021 nucleotides. RefSeq lists its product as uncharacterized. Gene Ontology annotation, cellular component: P-body. NCBI's taxonomy places the organism in Eukaryota, Fungi, Basidiomycota, Agaricomycetes, Polyporales, Laetiporaceae. Bases 1 to 1950 code for a protein of 649 amino acids. The transcript is spliced from 9 exons. The record is from RefSeq and is a predicted model, not a curated record. Gene Ontology annotation, molecular function: DNA-directed RNA polymerase activity. Gene Ontology annotation, biological process: protein modification process; DNA-templated transcription.